Molecule: messenger RNA, 3591 nt
Organism: Trachemys scripta elegans
Lineage: Eukaryota; Metazoa; Chordata; Testudines; Emydidae
Gene: E2F8
Product: E2F transcription factor 8
Exons: 14
Coding region: 164-3019 (951 amino acids)
Biological process (GO): regulation of transcription by RNA polymerase II
Cellular component (GO): RNA polymerase II transcription regulator complex
Molecular function (GO): DNA-binding transcription factor activity, RNA polymerase II-specific; RNA polymerase II cis-regulatory region sequence-specific DNA binding
Source: RefSeq, a predicted model, not a curated record
UUCGCUGAGUAAGCAAGCGGCGAAGCGUCUCUCUUACAGCGGGUUAAAUUCAAAUCGGCAGCGAGCGGCACCAGCAGCUAGAGCGAGGCCCGCCCUGCAGUCUCCGCACAGGGCUCGUCAGUGCUGCAAUGCCAGCGCCGCUGCCCACAGCCCCGCGCCUUCGAUGACCUUGCGCAGCCCGACUGGCCCAGGAGCGGUGAGCGGACCCGGAGAGCCCGGGGGUGAAAUGGGGACCGAAGAGAAGGAAAAUCACUGUUCUGAGCCACAAAGAAGGAUAUUGAAAACUCCUCUGAAACAGUCAGCUACCUCAUAUUCAGUAUUAACGGAAAUCCAGCCUGAUUCUGGACCUCUGACAACACCCCCUAAGUCUCAGGAAGUUCCUCCUGGAGAUCCAUGGACACCCACUGCUAACCUUAAAAUACUGAUCAGCGCAGCUAGUCCUGAGAUUCGAAACAGAGAACAAAAAAAGGGACUUUUCGACAGAAGUGAAAUCGUAGAGACAAAACACUGUUUACAUGAGCAUUUAUCAGGAGAUGAAUAUGAGAAAUCUCAACCAAGCCGUAAAGAGAAAAGUCUAGGAUUAUUGUGUCACAAAUUUUUAGCUCGAUAUCCUAAUUACCCGAGCACUGCAGAGAAUAGUGAUAUUUGCCUUGAUGAAGUAGCGGAAGAGCUUAAUGUUGAACGUAGACGCAUAUAUGAUAUUGUGAAUGUGCUAGAGAGCCUGCAUAUGGUGAGCCGCCUUGCCAAAAAUAGAUAUGCUUGGUACGGGCGUCAUAAUCUCAACAGAACACUGCAGACUUUGAAAAAAGUUGGCGAAGAGAACAAGUACACACAACAAAUUGAGAUGAUCAAGAAGAGAGAGUAUGAGUUUGAGUUAGAUGGUGACAGAAAUGAAGAGAUGACGACAAAACCUGUUGGCCCAAAUGAGCAUUCAGAAAUGUGUUUUGUUGAACUCCCAGGGAUGGAAUUUCGAGCAGCUUCAGUAAACAGCAGGAAAGACAAGUCUUUACGAGUGAUGAGUCAGAAAUUUGUGAUGCUGUUUCUUGUAUCAACUCCUCAAAUAGUGAGCCUUGAAGUUGCUGCAAAAAUUUUGAUUGGAGAGGACCAUGUAGAAGAUUUAGAUAAAAGCAAGUUUAAAACCAAAAUUCGGAGAUUGUAUGACAUAGCUAAUGUUCUCAGUAGUCUUGAGCUUAUCAAGAAGGUUCAUGUUACAGAGGAGAGAGGCAGAAAGCCGGCAUUCAAAUGGACAGGACCAGAGGUUUUACCAGGCAUUCAGGAUACAAAACCUGUAACUACUACCACUUCCUUGAUUCCAUCUAAUUCUGCAAAAUCUAAAUAUCCCAAAGAGCAGUGUUCAAAAAAUCUCUUCCCUUCAAGAGGCAAGCAAAGCUUCACUCGGCAUCCAUCUCUAAUGAAGCUAGUAAAGACUAUAGAAAGUGACCGGAGGAAGAUCCAUUCUGCCCCAAGCAGCCCCAGCAAGACAAGCACAACAGAUAAUGAUCAAAAUUCAUCAUCCUUGCCAAGUAAAAUGGCCCAGCUUGCAGCAAUUUGUAAACAGCAGUUAGAAGGACAAUCAAGAGAAUUAAAGAUGAAAUUGACAAGAUCUACGUUAGAAUGUAAAUUGACCUCUAGUGAUGAAUCUCUUUUGAAAUGUGAACCUAAUACUACGUCAUCCUGUCAAACUCCAUCUCUUGUUCAGCCACUGGGGGUCCUACCUCUUAUCCACAAUUCAGUUUCUCCAGUAAUGCUACCUCAAACCCAUUCUGCUAUUUCAUAUGCAAUAUAUUUGCAUCCUUCCCAAGCCCAGACUGUGACUACGUUACCGUCUGUGCCCUGUCCCAAUGUGACUGGAACAAAAAGUGUUUUCAAUGCUAAUUCACAAAUACCAUUUAAUCAAAUGACCACUGAAGAGAGGGACAGUAAUACAGGUGAAGGUGAUGCUGGGAACUUGGUGGCUAAAGAGAGACAAGUUACAAAAAUUGAGUUUACACCAGAGAGGUGCCUUAAAAGAUCUCAAGCAUUACAGGAGAACAGUUCAAUUAAAAAAUGUAGAAGAGAUGAGAAAAGUCUUGAAGAUGUUUAUACAGGAGAUUCUCUUAAGGGUGAAAGACCAUCUUCUAGAGCUGUGCAUUUAGAGCCUGAAAUCAAUCAUUUCCAAGAGGGAAGCCAGAACAAAUCUGAGAAACUAGAUCAAAAUAUGGAAUUUUGCUUUGAUCAUGAAAGGAGAGAAGGUCUUUCAGAAGAUAAAAGCAGAGCCAGUAAUACACAAGAGAUGCCUGUUGCAUUUGCUGUUCCUGCUCAUGAGACCUUGUUUCCUUCAGGGUAUAUUAUUCCUCUUGCUCAGUGCACGCAACAUGGCCACGAGGCCAUAUUUUCUAACAAGGAAAAGUCUGGGAUAUGUUCGCUACCACACAUGACCUACGGUUCACCCAUUGCAGGUGUCGUUCCAGUGACAGCUUCCGAAUUUACAGCAGUUAAUAUUCCAGCUUUUCAUGUCACACCCUUGAAGUUAAUGGUAUCACCAUCUUCUAUAGCUACUGCACCUGUAGUAAACAGCUCGUGUCUUAAUUCAAGCCAUAGUAAUCCUGUCCAAAACCCAAGCUCUUCAAUUCUGAACUUUACACUACAACACUUAGGACUCAUACCUGCAGGUGUGCAAGUUUCUCCAAAUCCUGUGCUUCAGCCAGUGCCAAUCUCUCCAAAACCAGAGCAUGUUAGUCCUGUUUCAGAGAAUGUGAGCUUGCAACAAGGAAGAGUGUUUAAAAAUGAAUCCCAGAUAACUGAGUGUGACUUAAACGGAAAAUCAGGUGCAGUAAUUCCUUUACAGCAGACUACUGUGCCAGUGAAACCCGAAGAGCCACAGGCAGUGACUGAAAACUUUUUCCGUACGCCUGGAGGGCCGAAUGCAAUUUCUAGUUUUGCUUCGUCUCCUGCAGAUUCAGACGGUGCAGAUGGAAUUUUACGAGGAAACUUGUUUGCCCCACAAAGAAAACUUGACGUGUCAGAGGACCAACUUUGACUGGGAUGUCUGGCUGUUAAACUUGUUUUGUAGCAUAUUUGCCAGUACAACAUGUUGCAUGCAUCUUAGCAUUGUGAUUUGGAAGAUUUAUCCCCUGGAAACGAAUUGUAAAUGCAUUAAGUCCUCAAUACUGGAAAAGCCUUAUUUAGUUCUUAGGAUUAAAAUUGGCUCUUUUUUAUAAAAGCAAACUAAUGUCCAUUAAUUUCUGCAAAUUACUUGUUUAAAGCAUUACAUCCAACUAGGUACCUAUUGUCUUACUCUUCAUAACAGUACAGAGCAAAGUAAGCUCUUGGUCAUAAUUUGUGGUGUACAGAAACUGAGUAAAUACAAAACCACACAGUAUCAGUACAUGUUUUGCACAAUGAAAGUACUGUGAGCAUGUAAUAUAUUGUAUUUUUAAAUAGAAAAGGCUAUGGUUAAAUAUUUUCUACUUUCUUUUUACUCCUACGUUCUUUCAAUAAUGAUCUUGUAAAGUUAGUAAAAAAAAAAAAGUAAUCAAGUAUGUAAAUUAAGAAUUAUUUAUAAUGUAUUUUUAAUCAAUUCGUUCACAUUAAAUUUAAGGCUAAACUUUC